UCUACUGACUCCUCCUUUAAUUCUCUUUAAACCGUCAUCGUCUCAAACGUUACAAACAGAAUUAAGACCCGCAAAAGCAAAAAAGAAAACACUUCCUGAAAGGCGGGCACUGAUUGACAUCUCUGACAAACGUCUUCCAGGUGAAACAUGAGAAUCGUGGAGGCCGAGUUUGCUGCAGCUUAAUCUGCACGUUCAGAUCUCGGAGCGUCCUUCCGCAACAUGAACAAAUGCACCCUGCUCGGCUCCAGAGCUGCAUAUUUAACAUCUUAUCUGCAGAGCUGAGGCGUUUAAGACAGUAGGGAAGGGGAUGAAAACAACACCCUGAAGAUAGAUAUUCCUCUGCAAUAACACUUUAAAUGAAAUCAUUGCUCGGCUUCUUUCUGAGGCUGCAGCGACGCAAACAAACCAUCUACACGUGUCAGUUUUAAAGUUUAUUGAUUUCAAUUUUGUUUUUUCAUCACUCAAAACAAAGUUCCUGUAUCGGCCUCCCCUCCUCCGCCUGCCUCUCUCUCUCUCUCUCUCUCUCUCUCAUCAUUAUUCUGCCCGUCCCUCUGACCCAUCUGUGUCUCCCAGACGCUCCCACCACUCCCCCUCUCUCUCCCCUCCUCUCUCUCCCCUCCUCCCUCACAUUGACCCCUUUUGUUCACAGCUAUUGGGUGGUGGAGGUGGCGGUGCAGACGGGGGGUCUGGUCAGCUGUUUCCUCAGUCUGUGUGUGUCUGGGCAGUGUGGGAAUGUGUGUGAGAAAAAGUAGCAGACAAAGCUCGGUGCAGCGUCAGAGUGUGUGUGUCAGCCGGUGAGGACACAGGCACGCACGGCGCCGCAGCAUCCUCAGGACAUGUAGUUUGGACUUCUCCUGCAGCGGGGACUUUUGUUUUUUUUUUUUAGAUUGUUUUCCUUUUCUUUUGCAUUAGUUCGGAGAAAUAUCUGCAGGUUAGAAACUCUGGAGUAACAAACUUUUAAAGCGGGGGAACGUUUCGGUCGGUACAACGUGGAGACGAUGCAGCCUUCAGCAGGAAGUCACAACCAUGAGAACUGUGUUCAGACACAACUGUGCGCCCAGCUGGAGUUCGUCCAGAUCCUGGUGAUCGUGGUGGUGAUGAUGGUGAUGGUGGUCGUCAUCACCUGCCUGCUCAACCACUACCGCCUAUCAGCUCGCUCCAUCCUCUCCAGACACGCCCCCGCACGCCGGAGACACCUGCCCCUGGCCAACGAGGGCAGUCUGUGGUCCUCUGAGGCGACGGGGACAAACAGCGGUCUACACGAGGUGUACAGCCCCCGCCCUCCAGACAGACCCGCCCCCUCGUCCUAUCUGCAGAGGGAGCCUCAGUCCCAGCCCGCUCUGCAGUCCCAGCGCUUCCAGCACACGUAUGCCCCGAGUCGCUUCCAGCCCACGUACCCCUACCUGCCCCAGAGCCUCAUCGACCUCCCCCCCACAAUCUGCCUUUCAGACGGGGAGGAGCCCCCGCCGUACCAGGGACCCUGCACGCUGCAGCUCCGAGACCCCGAGCAGCAGAUGGAGCUGAACCGCGAGUCGGUGCGAGCGCCGCCCAACAGGACUGUGUUCGACUCCCACCCGAUUGACCCAUCCAGCUCCUGUCUGCAGGCCAGUCUGCAGGCGCCUCCGCCGAGCGUCCACUCCGGCGUCAGUGUGCUAGAAGCCCAGGAGGCGUUGUCCCGGCAGCAGAAGCCGGGCUCUCGAGUAGACGGCGCUCCCCCGACCUACAGCGAGGUGAUCGGCCACUACUACCACCCGACGUCCCUGACGCCCGGCCACCACCAUCGGACUGUGUCGUCCACGCAACCACCGCCGUCCUCGUUCAUGCACGGCCUGCUCCGACCUCCACCUCAGCGGCGAGGCAGUGUGGACAACAGGAACGCCAGGAACACAAAGGAGAAAUCCCAGAAGCCCCAGCAGGUGUGACAGAACGGCUUCGUUAUUCCAAGACUAUUUCUGCUCGCCGCCUGGGAAGUUUCCUCAGCAAAAGAGGAACGACCUGGUCUGUGGUAAAAAACGGUUUAAGGGCUGGUUAGUUGUAGUUUCAGCCGGGCAUGUUGGUCAGUGUCCCGGAUCAUCCUGGGACUUUUGGGAUGGAGCCGGCUUCUGGAUAGGUAAGAACACCUGGAAGCCUUGAACCUCCUGCAGAGCACAUCAGAGGAGGAACGCCUCGUCCUUUUCCUCCUCCUAUCAGACUGACCUAUCCAGAGUUCAUUCAUUAUAAAUAUUUACAUGUUUGUUUGUUUGUCUUCUUCGCGCUUACAAAAACAUUUCCUUUCCAGACAAAAUGGCGAAACGUUGCAAUCUUCUUGGUUCUUCCAGGUUUUUAUUUUUUUAUUUUUUUAGUGAUAAUCCCCCAGUCGCUGCUUUGACUUCAUUUGUUUUCCAUUUCCAGUGACUCCUGCACCAUGAGCUGCACUCCCUUGGACAAAUGGCACGUUAGAAUAUCUCCAGAGAGACUUAAGGUUUAGUUAGCGUAACUAGCUUAGCAUCGUGCUGAACGUCCUCGAGCUAAAUGUUCUGCCUUAUAUCAACCAACCGGUGCAGGAGUCCUUGCUUAACCCCCCCCCCUGUUGUUUUUAAUUUGAUGUUUUCUGAAGAAGGUUUGCACAAAGUUCAAGACUGUUCCCCAGAGAAACAGAAACAAUCUGCAAUAUGACGAGGAACAGAAGGUCAGAGGAGGUAUUUUUAUACACUUGAUAGAUACUUAAAGAUGUUUUGUUUGUUGUCGUCUAGUUUGAGAAAAAGAGAAACUUCAGUGAUCUGUUGAGGUGCCGACUCUCACGCUGAAAAUAUAGAUGUUACGUGUAUAUACACACACAUGUAUGCAGACUGAGAGCCGACCGGACGAUUUAGAGUUAUUUAUAUAAAUGCUGAAAAAGAAUUGCACUAUUUUUUUAGAAUGAGCAGAUGGAGCGUGAGUGAGAGACUUUGAUUGUGAAGGAGCUGCGGCCAUGGAGGCGUAGAUGGACCGAAUGAGACCCUGAAAACGUUUACCAGAAGGGGGCGGGACCACUCAGUGCACAGCGGCAGUAUCACGACACAUAUCAUGGAGAUCAGCUGACUUCAGCUCGACAGACGCACUCGGGAACAAACGUUACUGAAACCAUUGAUGAUGAAAGAAACAAAUCCCUCCUUUUUAUGCAAAAGUCCGAGUCCUGAGAGCGAAAACCGAAAAGUCAGCGUGGAACCUGUGGGCCCAAUCAGAAAACUCAGCUGCCUCUGUCUUUCUCUCUCUCUCUCUCUCUCUCUCUCUUUUACCCCAUUGGCAGAAAUCGUUAGCCAAUCCCAAAGCUGGUUGUCACUACCUCGACCAAACGAGUCAAAGCACAUACAAGUUUGCUCAUCAGACUUCUGCCUCAUCCAAACGAACGUCUGAACCAAUCAAGAAAAUGUGUGAUUUAGAGACUAGAGACUGUGUUUAUGAUUUUAUUUGAAUGUCAAAAUCUUUGUGUUUGUGGGCGAGAGAGAGAGAGAGAGAAGGGAUGUAGAUCCAGGGACACGUGUUAAAAAAGGAAAGAAAGCCAAGUGCCCAACAGGUCCUGAGAGAGUGAUACGCUGUCUGUGCACUGCUGGGUCCACACACACACACACACACACACACACACACACACACACACCCCUCUGGUAAGGUCUCGUUCCCCUUACAGGCAUCUCUGAGCACUUUACUGCAGCAGGAGAGAGUCCACAAUCUCCUGUCAGCCAGCGCCGGGCGUUAAACUCGGUGCAAAUCUUUACUUUUUUUUUUUUUUUUUUAGUUUGAAUUCACUGAAUCAUUGAGCCGCUCUGAACGGAUGCAAAAAGUUCUGCUCCAAAGUCAUUUGAAGCUUUGUGCGUCUGUUUGAAUCAGCCCCCCCUCUUAGCGCAGACGUGGAGUCAGAAGAGACGCUCCCUUCAGACAAGACACAAGGUCCUGAAGUGACUCAGUCGUCUUCUUCCACCCUCCAAACACUUUCUGGUGCCGACCAAAAUCAGUCGGUGGCGCUGAGCGGGCGCUUUGUUAAACAGUGGCAUUGAAUGUCUGGUCUCUUUCACAGAGAGCAUUCCUGAAAUCUUUUUUAAUAAUAACAGUUUAGACAUUUUGGAGACUGAGCAUCUCUCCGCUUUGUGCUGCUGCCGCUCUUAUAAAACAACCUUUGACAUUUGAGAAAUAAAAACCCACAUCUCUCAAUAAUAAAAAAAGACACUUUCUCUCAUCAUGUUCGCAGCUUUGGAGCAGAACUUUUUUGUGCGCUGAAUGCAGCACGAGACAGGUCGUCAAGAAGCUAGACACACUGAAGUGUUGAAAAGUGACACAAGUGUUUAUGGCGGCCUUGUCGCGGGUCGUCCGUUGAAGAGUUGAAGGAAUAAAAGGUGAAAUCGUAGCUGAUGAAAAUAUGCAGAAUAUGUUUGGUAGAUGUGAAGGGACCACAUGUUGGCGCAAAGAAAAGCCAGCGAUCUUUAGAGUCCAGUCUUUAUGCAACAGCGCCCUCUACAGGGACCGGAACCAAACCACAGCCAAGACCCCCAAAACUGACUCGGCUCGAAUUUGCAUAAGACAAGGAAAGACAAAUGGCCAAAAAAAGUGAUAGUAUCGAGUGAAUCCCAAAUGUUUUUGUCUUCUUUCCUUCUGAAACGAAUCACAGACAGGCCCCCGUGUCCACCUGGCGUUUUAUUCUGAGCGCCAGCGUCUUUUCUCAGAGUAAAGAGCGUCUGAGUAGAGAGCGUUUGCAGCAGAAAGCGGUCGCCUGGAGAAAAGGCGCAGCGCCCAGCGUCUUUUUUCUGAGCGCUCCGAGCUGCAGAUCUUUCAACUUUGCAUCAGAGUCUCUAGAGAUUUUCUGUUAAUUUACUCGUCAUCUUUAAAAGACCAGAAAUUUUAAUGGUUUUCAAGUUAUUUCCAAAAAUCUUAAAGAUUCUUAAAACCAUCGGGGUGAAAAUGAUUCAGGCUGCUGUCCAAUAAAAGCUAGUUUUUUUCGGCUUCUGAAGCAGCAAAUUUGUUUCCUAACCCAAAAUAAUUUACAAUCCAGGAUUCGAGGAAUGUUGUUAUCUCGUCCUCAUGGUUACACAGCAGACUGAAUCACUCCUCAAACUUCUGUUCAUAUUUUAACAAAUUUAAAACUCCGGAGCUGCAUCCAUCCGUCAAAUCAGGUUUUUUAUUUGUGAUUGGACUUCAGUGAUUUAGAAAAAGACAAAAAUAGAACUCAUAAUCAAAAGUCAUGUCUUUCUCUUGUUUUGUUUACAGUCUCUGCUUUCCUUUUUUUAAAUUUAAUUUGAGCACUUGAAGAUAAAAAGAAACGAUUUUAAAGAAUCUCUUGACCCAAAGCAGCCGAAGGAGUGACGAGUCGUUCAAUCAAAAAAAAAACAAGAUCCUGAGCCCGGUUCUACCGACGGGCUUAGAUACGUUAUUGACCUUCCCUCUCCUGUGUCUCCUCUUUCCCUCCAUCAGGAUGAAUCUUGUGUUCGGACUUGGCUGUCCCCCCCUUUAGUUUUUUAACGGUUUGGGUCCCUGCUGUGGAGGGUUUGCAGCGGGUAUCAGAAGGCUGGACGGACGCUGAGCGGAGAGUAGUCGGUAGAUUUAUGUAGGUAGAGUCAAAAGUAAAGACUGUAGAAUUAAUCUCUCGCUUCAGGGAAACCUGCGCUGGCUGACGAUACAAAAACAAAAAAGACGAGAGGAGAGGAUGGAGAAUCACACAUUUAUUCGCCCAUACGCAGACGAUACAGCGCUCUACCUGCACACACACACAAACACACACACGCCUUUGUUUACACGCAGAGAGGUGACAACAGGUUCGCUUUGUCUUUCUUUAACCAUCGAUAUGUUCUAAAUUCUCUGUUUUAUUAUGAAGUAUUAAAACACAAGAACCAUCGUGAAGUCGACAUUGACCUUCAAAUCAAAUCAGUGCAAAGAAAACGCCGAAUUCUGUGGGUCUCUCUGCUUCAAACCAGCCUGAAUGCAGUGUGACUUUUUGUUUAGCGAGCAGACAAGGUCUUUCCCACAGCAGAGUGUGUGUGUGUGUGUGUGUGUGUGUGUGUGUGUGUGUGUGUGUGUGUGUGUGUGUGUGUGUGUGUGUGUGUGUGUGUGUGUGUGUGUGUGUGUGUGUGUGUGUGUGUGUGUGUGUGUGUGUGUGUGUGUGUGUGUGUGUGUGUACUCUGACUUGCCCUGGGAAAGACCUCCAGCUGUCUAGACAAAAACUAAACACACACACACUCAGACUAAACAAACGCACCUAGAAACCAGACCUUCAACACACACACAUACUCACAGGUGAGCUUCAUUCAUACACUUUUUUUUUUUAUUGAGGACCACACAAGAUAGAAUAACAUCUCUCUCACAAACGCACGCACACACACACACACACACACACACACUCCUUCCUCUCUCCGUCUCUGAACGAGCUCUUUCCUGUUCCUGUUAGAGAUGCCUGCUGUCCAAUGACGGAGCUCCUCUAAGACCGGCCCUCGCCUCCAUUGGCCGGCUGGUGGUCUCCAUUGGAAACGUUUACCAUACAUAUAUAUCUAUAUUGUCUUUGCUAUGUCGUACAAGUGUGCCUGCCUACGCUGAGACGGGCGAAAUGUGAGUGGCUAGUUUGGGCUGUCAAUCAUCCCAGGCCACGCCUCCUUACUGUCUCAGACGAUGAUUGGAUGAUGAUGAUGAUGAUGAUGAUGAUGAUGAAGAUGAUGUUUUUUGAUAGUGAUGCCGCAGAGAGCGUUGCAAUACACCUACUAUUUGCCUUUUUGAUAAUAUUAGUUCUAUUUUAACGUAGUGUGCGUAAUGUAACUUUUUUAUUGUUGUUUUUUGUUGUUUUUUUCACUUGAGAACAAAAAGUUCAUUUAACUUCAAUCCAUCGAUCUCACAAACUUAGUUUUUUUUUGUUGUUUUAUCACCAACUUUGAGAGUUUAAAACUGAAGACUACCUAACAAACACAAACACACACGCUGUCGUUCAACGGGACGCCGACUUUUAAGUGCCAGUUUCAAAUAAUGAAGUUCCUCGAGGACGAGGCUUGUGUUUCAGCGUGCUAACCCACCACUGUCGUCUCUCUCGUUCUCGUUCAGUCCUGAGAAACAUUUGUCCUUUAAUUCUCUAAUCACCAUUUUCUCCGCGCCCCGGCCCAGCGUCUACUCGUGUGCCUUCUGGUGUCCGGGGUUCAAACGGAGACUUCAGAAAAAACACGUUAAGGAUCGACGAACCCUCAAACACGCUGAUGAAACUGUAGAUGAAACAUUUUGUCGACGAUUCAGCUGAAAGUUUUCAACCCAGAGUGAACUUCAAUGCAUCCGAUUUUAAAGGUCACAAAUUCUGUUAAACACACUUCACCAUGAUCCUCUAACUCUAAUAUGUGUCUUUAGUCUGUCUACAAACCCCCCAAUGAUGAGAAAAGUCCAUCCUCUCCGUAUUUUGCCUGCUCCACUUUUCAGUAAAUGUGUGCUCAAACAGGCCGUUUGGAGAUUUUCCCUUCAUGACAUCACAAAGGGCAGUAGCCCCUCCCCCAGGUGGGUGGCCCUCCCACAGCUAGGUGUUUGUUCUGUCCUCUGAGUCUGCCUUAUCACCGUAAACAAUAGGACAUGGAGCGAGAAAGCCAGAGACAUACAAGCCCUUCCAGAGAGGGGGCGUGGUCAGACACAGCUCAUUUACAUAUUUAAAGGUACAGACACAGAAACAGCCUGUUCUGAGCAGGGCUGAAAUAGAGGAGUUUAUAGACAUGAUCAAAUACAGGAUCAGAGUGGAUUUAGAACAAGAAUCUUCACACACAUGUUUUGAGGAGCUCUGAGACUUAUUUACACUGAAAAAGAGGAGGAGGAUAUGUGACCUUUAAUGGAAGAUCAUAACAUUUAAUAUCAUGUUCCUUCCUUCCUUUCUCCUCGGCCUCAUCUCUACUCUGUCUUUAUUGUACAUGAGUAAAUAUUAGCGUGCAAAUAUUAGCGUGCAUAUUUAUAUUUAUUUACACUGGUUGAAGAGGAGAAUAUGUGACCUUUAACCUUGGAUGGUGUUUAAAGUCAAAUUAAAUCUCAGCUUCAAGUUGAAGCAUCUACUUGGAUGCAAAUCGACAGUAAACGAGAACUCAAAUCCAACAUGGCUGCAAUAAAAAGAAAACAAAACGUGUUUCACAGUAAAACAAUAAACGCCUUGGCGUCCUCCAGAGGUCGGACUACAGCGAAGUGUUUCUGAUCUCGGCACCAUUCAACACAUUUCCAAAGAAGGACUCAACAAGACUCUGAAGGCAAAGAGUCACACCUGACUUGAAUCUUUAUCUUUUUUGUAUUUUCUUUGCUUUCACUCGUUCCGUAACUCAAACUCGAGUCGCUGAUAAACGUCAGAGAAACGGUUUCCCUCGUGUUUCUGCUCAUCGUGGCGUUCUGUUCCCGCUCACUCUGCUCGUUGAAUCAGCGCUGCACGGCGCCGCACCUCUGACAAUGUUGACGUUAAAUAGACGACCAACACUCACUUUCGUUUUUUGCAGUUUUUUUUUUUACGUGUGCUCGCUCAGACGCAGCCUGGACGUCUUAUGGGAUGAGAUCGUGACUAUCGUAGAAGUCUUCCACCUGUCGUUGAGUUUUUCUCGUCAGCAUGUCGACGUGAGACUUCAGAUUCAGCCGCAGGUUCAGAACUCUUCAAUCAGUGUUCCCGUCUGUUUUCUGUCACCGCAUGGCUCACACACUUAUAUAGAGGCCUACUUAACGAUAAUAACGGCUUUCUUUGUUUUUAUUUAUACCGGGCGCUCUACGUUGUUGUUUUCUCCUCAACAAUGGUUUAUGGUUGUUGUUGUUGUUGUUGUUGUUGUUGUCUCAGAACGUGGACAUGAAUCGGACACAUUUCAGUUAUAGCCUUCGAUUUAAAAAAUAAAUAAAAAAACUUUUAUAAAUA
Labrus mixtus (cuckoo wrasse) is the source of this 8842-nucleotide messenger RNA. RefSeq names its product prostate transmembrane protein, androgen induced 1 (gene pmepa1). Gene Ontology annotation, molecular function: R-SMAD binding. Gene Ontology annotation, cellular component: Golgi membrane; early endosome membrane. The transcript has 5 exons. Gene Ontology annotation, biological process: negative regulation of transforming growth factor beta receptor signaling pathway. Lineage: Eukaryota; Metazoa; Chordata; Actinopteri; Labriformes; Labridae. Bases 999 to 1922 code for a protein of 307 amino acids. The record is from RefSeq and is a predicted model, not a curated record.